AUGGCAAGCCCUGCUAGAGUACUACAGAAGAGAAAAUCAAGUACAGACCGGUCAAUAUCACCCCCACCAUUGCGUCGCAAAGUACAGUCUACGACAACGCGUAAGCUUCACAAGAACGUUUGACGAAUUAUAAUUGAAACUACUUUUAGAGACUGCUGUUGCAACAUUCUUUACGCCUACAUCGCAAAAGCCACCUGAAAAGAUUUCCUGGCAAGGACGCGCUCCAAAUGAUGAUACACCAAGCACGCUCUUGGUUGGCAAAUUUGAACCACCAACCAGCUCAGUUACAGAGGUAUCAUCACCCAAUCUGAAAAGAAACAAAGUUGCUGCUUUUGAUUUUGUGAGUACUGGCUUCGCACCCUUUGAAGCAAAGCCCUAAUAAUAUCUCACAACAGGACUCAACUCUCAUACAAACAUCCUCUGGCAAGAAGCAUUCUAGUAACGCUCAGGACUGGAAGUGGUGGCAUCCAUCGGUUCCUGGUAUUCUGAGAAAACUAUACUUGGAGGAUGGGUCGGUAACACAUUACCUCGUAUAUACUUCUGAGUUACUGAAUAUUUUGCAGUUUUCGUGUCGUUGUGAUCAGCAACCAGGGUGGUAUUUCCCUCAAAACGGACCCCAAAUCCCCCAAAGUUCGACUUGCGGACUUCAAGGCGAAAGUUUCUGCGGUUUUGAAUCGUCUCAAUAUUCCAGUGGGUAUUUAUGCAGCAACAGAGAAUGACAUAUAUCGAAAGCCACGAACGGGCAUGUGGAAUGAAUUACUUGAAGAUUACGACAUUCACCUUCCAGGUGACCUUAAUCUUCGAGAGUCCAUCUUUGUUGGAGAUGCUGCCGGGCGCCACGCCAGUACUGGAAAAUCAAAGGACUUUGCUUGCUCGGAUCGGUAAAGCUAUCUGGGUCUCGACGUUGUAUUGAUCGUUAAUACUUUGUAGGAAUUUUGCCGAGAACGUCGGGAUCAAAUUCUAUACCCCCGAAGAAUAUUUUCUCAAAGAAACAUCAAGACCAUUUACUCGCACAUUUGAGCCAGAAGAUCACUGCUCUAGAAACACUACAGGUUGGGAUCAUGAAGCUUUGCCUGCUAUUGAUUUAUUUUUGACAUUGUCCUAGUGUCUCCAAAGUACGAAAAAGUUAACCCGACAGAGGUAGCCAUUUUCUGUGGUAGUCCCGGAGCUGGAAAAUCUACAUUUUAUUGGAAGCAAUUGGAACCUCUUGGUUAUGCUAGAGUGAACCAAGAUAUCCUCAAAACAGUAUGUGCUGCGUUUGCCAGUGGUUACAGAGUAUAAACUAACAUCUAACGAGCGAGACAAAUGCUUCAAAGCUGCUGAACAGUAUUUAAAUGAGGGUACGUCUGUGGUUGUGGGUGAGUAGUUGUGCUUGCACUGCAUUCAUAUGAUGGCAGCGGAACUGACACCUUCUAGACAAUACAAAUGCGGAUCGAGAUAUUCGAAGCAAAUGGGUAGCAUUAGCUGCCAAGUAUUCCGUACCGAUCCGCUGUGUCCAUUUUUUAGCAGGCGUACAAGUAUGCGAGCACAACGAUGCUGUGCGAGCCCUAAAUCAAACCGUAUGUCCUCUUCACUCUAAUGGAUUUUCUUCGCCAUUGACGAGAAAGGUUCAUGACAUCCUUCCUGGAUAUGACAUUCUAAUCCGACACAGAUGAACCCAGAAAAGAGAAAAUUACUCCCUAAAUUAGCCUUUACAAGCUUCACGUCGAGAUUUCAAAAACCAGAAUUGACCGAAGGAUUCCAGGAUAUUAUAGAAGUACCAUUCAAGGUACGUCUCACGGCAUACAUUUUCCCCCCUGUACGUCUAAUGCUGAGGUCAUAAGUUUGAGGGAAGCGAAGCCCAACGAGAAAUAUGGUCUCAACAUUGGGUUUGAAAGAUUAUUCAAUGAUCUUGAUAAGACCAGAGUGCACGAACGUGGCAUAUUUCACAUGGCGUUCAUAUUAUCCGAGGAAGGCAUACAUUUAUCCUAAUACUGUCCCUCGUUGACUUGCGAAUUUGCUUCGCCCGAUUGGCGACAAUGAUGGGCUGCAGCAAUGUUACAAUAACUGUAUGCCUGUAUCUGUCCGUCUUUCACCUCAACAAAAGGGGGAUUUCUAAUUUACAACAUUGAAAAUUGCUCGUCAAUGUGAUGCGAAAGUUUAGCUAUGUUUUAACAUAAAGUGUUCUAUUUUGGUGAGAAGCUCACGAAUUGACAUUUCUUCCCUUGCUUUUACUCUUGGCUGGUUAGCAAAAGGAGCCUUUAAAAGUGUUGGUUUGGGAUGCGACGGUGCACUCCAUGCGAGGACCGGCUAAAUCAGGAGGUUGGGUCGGUAUCUCGACCACGCCGAUCCAACCCUUCACUGAGCGGCCUCAGAGACCGACCAGAAAAUCAGGCCAGUACAAGGGCCUAUGCUUUUCAAGAUGAACUUGGAAUCACUAUUAGAUUGUAGAUGUAAAAUUAAGAGGCUUUUCCGAGUUAGAGUGGCUUCAAUGCACCAGACACUACCAUUGAGUGUAAAUUGGAUGUGUGGUUGUUGGGUAUGCCGUACUAGUUGUGAAAUGCGAGAACAUAUGCGACAUAGUCGAAGGAUCACCAAUUUAUCUUAUAGAGAGUGUUUU
Sclerotinia trifoliorum is the source of this 2599-nucleotide messenger RNA. Lineage: Eukaryota; Fungi; Ascomycota; Leotiomycetes; Helotiales; Sclerotiniaceae. The record is from the annotation of a GenBank genome assembly.